CAGGAUUUCACACAACAUAAUGAAGGGCAGCACCAACCCUGUGCGUCAGCGCCUCCUGUACUGUCGCAUUGGAAUCGGCUUCCACCUGCAAGUGCUUCCUGAUGGCACCGUGAAUGGUGUCCACCAGAGCAACCCCUAUAGUGUGCUGGAGCUGCUGUCUGUGGGGGUGGGCACAGUGGGUGUGCGGGCAGCGGGCACCGGCCUCUUCUUGGCCCUCAGCCCCCGUGGGACCCUGUACGGCUCGAAAACCUUCACCAAGGACUGCUUAUUCCGAGAGAAGAUGGAGGAGAAUUAUUACACCACCUACUCGUCGCACUCACACCCACGACUGUACAUCGCUCUCACCAAACGAGGCAGUGCCAAGAACGCCCACAAAGCCCGGAGCCACCACCCAGCACACACUUCAUCCUGCGGCUUGUAG
Callorhinchus milii (elephant shark) is the source of this 421-nucleotide messenger RNA. It is a transcript of the gene fgf9, whose product is annotated as fibroblast growth factor 9. Gene Ontology annotation, cellular component: cytoplasm. Gene Ontology annotation, biological process: cell differentiation; fibroblast growth factor receptor signaling pathway; positive regulation of protein phosphorylation. NCBI's taxonomy places the organism in Eukaryota, Metazoa, Chordata, Chondrichthyes, Chimaeriformes, Callorhinchidae. The record is from RefSeq and is a predicted model, not a curated record. The coding region runs from base 20 to 421 and encodes 133 amino acids. The transcript has 3 exons. Gene Ontology annotation, molecular function: growth factor activity; fibroblast growth factor receptor binding.